GUCCCGUUCACACAGAAGCCCGCAACAAACGCGUUUUGGAUGGCUGGUCAACGCAACGACGACUUUGAUGUGUCACAAUUUGUCGCGGAAAUCCCCUACGAAGAAAUCGAUCACAAAGAUCGAAAAGAGAAAGUCGGAAGUGGAUCCUUUGGCACAGUGCAUCGGGCGAGAUGGCGCAAUAUCGAUGUUGCCGUCAAAAUGAUCGAAUUAGAGUCCAAUUUCACAUUUAUACGGGAAGUUCGUCAAAUGGCUCGGGUUUCACACAAAAACAUCGUUAGGCUCUACGGGGCAUGCACAAAACGCCCGAAUGUGUGUCUCGUGAUGGAAUAUUGCGAAUAUUCGCUCUACAAAAUUCUGCAUGUUCAACGGCAUAUUCAGUAUUCGGCUGGGCAUGCGAUUUCCUGGGCUCUCCAAUGUGCGGAAGGCGUCGCUUAUUUGCAUGCGAUGACACCAAAACCCCUCAUUCACAGAGACUUGAAGCCGCCCAACCUGUUGCUGCGUGAAUGCGGUACCGUAUUGAAGAUCUGUGACUUUGGCACGGUAGCGGAUAAGGCGACACAAAUGACAAAUAAUCGCGGAUCGGCAGCUUGGAUGGCACCGGAGGUCUUUAAAACGUCAAAUUACACGGAAAAGUGCGACGUGUACAGUUGGAGUCUCAUUUUGUGGGAAAUGUUGUCGCGAAAACAGCCGUUUAAUGAGCUCGGGAACGUUUGUAGCAUCAUGUGGUACGUUCACGAAGGGAAUCGGCCGCCGUUGCUCGAUGGAUGCCCGAAAUGUCUUCAAACGAUCAUGGAAAAGUGUUGGGAUCAAGAACCCACGAAUCGACCUGCGAUGGCAACAGUUGUGGAUUUAAUGACAAAAUUGCUGCCGCUGUUUCCGGGAGGCGAUCAACCGUUGAAUUUUGAGAUUCCGAGUAACAGAAGUUCGGAUGACUAUGAAGACUCGACACUGGAUGAGCCGUACUCGAAUACAGUAGGGGAGACAACGUAUACUUCGAAAAUGUACAAAGAUCCACGGAAUGCGACGAGUAGUGAGCCGCAAGAGUAUUGGACAAGGGAUUUCGAUCGCAAAAUUAGAGAAAGACCGCAACUGAGUGAUCGGAUGAAUGGAUUGCUGAAUAACUCGAAUAGGGUGGCUUUGACGCCGUUGCAAGUUGACGUCGAUAAGAACGCUUGGGCCUUACCAGAAUACACAACGGAAGAUGAAUCAACAGCGCAUGCCAAAGGACCUUAUCCAGCAAACAGCCAAGGCAAUGAACGUCUAACGAUCACAAAACGCAGCGGCUCGUCCGAGUCGACAAUUACAACGACAAACACGAGUGACAACAGCAGCGAAUCGUCGUUCGACAAAAAUUCGAUCAAAUAUAUGCUCGAUCCGCACUUGAGACCCAUCGAUCCGGAUCCCACGAGUCGCAUUUCCAAGGAAAUUUACGCCGAUCACAUUCGGAAAGCGGAAGAGUAUUUAAAAGUGCAAACAGAACUGGCUUACACGCAACAACGCAAAGACGAGAUACUGGCACAGAUGACGCCAGAAGAGAGAGAAAAAAAGCUGAUAUUUCUUCAACGUUUAAAGGAAAAAGAGGAAAUUAUCAAAAUUCGUGAUGCAAUGUUGCGCCAAUGUGAAGCCCUGAAUCUGCAUCGACCGCAGCAGCAGCAACAAGGAACGCCAGAUAUGCCCGCCGAAGAAGUGGAAGAAGGUUUCAUCUUGAUACCAAAAAAGUAGUCUCUCCUAAGAAUUUUUUUCUAGCUUUAAGUUGAAUUUUUCUCGAUUUUACGGGAAAUUUACGAAUAUAGUUUUGUAAGAAACGACCAAAAAUUUUAACAAUUUAAAAAAAAAUGACUAAGAGAAUGAUAGGUUUAAGUACAAAUUAACAGAAAAAGAUCAAAAAAUCGCAGAAUAGCAACGAAAAGCUUUAUAUUUGAAAAGCCUCCGCAAUGAAUUUAGCCUCUAAGUAAGAUAUGUGAUAAAUUUUUAUUGAAUAAAGUG
Culicoides brevitarsis is the source of this 1986-nucleotide messenger RNA. It is a transcript of the gene Tak1, whose product is annotated as mitogen-activated protein kinase kinase kinase 7. Gene Ontology annotation, molecular function: MAP kinase kinase kinase activity; magnesium ion binding; ATP binding. NCBI's taxonomy places the organism in Eukaryota, Metazoa, Arthropoda, Insecta, Diptera, Ceratopogonidae. The transcript is spliced from 8 exons. Gene Ontology annotation, biological process: JNK cascade; protein phosphorylation; positive regulation of canonical NF-kappaB signal transduction. Bases 40 to 1722 code for a protein of 560 amino acids. The record is from RefSeq and is a predicted model, not a curated record.